Messenger RNA from Dichomitus squalens LYAD-421 SS1, 8715 nucleotides. RefSeq lists its product as uncharacterized. Gene Ontology annotation, cellular component: fungal-type vacuole membrane. The transcript is spliced from 16 exons. NCBI's taxonomy places the organism in Eukaryota, Fungi, Basidiomycota, Agaricomycetes, Polyporales, Polyporaceae. Bases 95 to 7378 code for a protein of 2427 amino acids. The record is from RefSeq and is a predicted model, not a curated record.
ACUUCGCUGCGCAUUCCCUUCUCUCCACCCCGACUCCGAGGAUUCGGACCAAGGGCCGUACGCGUACGCCAGCAGAAGCCCUCCGUCUGCUGCGAUGGAGGAGACCCGGGGAGACGGCGCGCACCCUACGCAAAACCCGUUCGAUGACGCACAUGCGCGAACAACGCCCGCGGGAGUGCACCCCUAUUCUAGUCCUGCGGCCUCGUCUGCAGCUGUGAACACCUCAGCGCCUGCGACUGGGGCAGCUGGUGAGAAGAUCCGCUCGGAGGACGUGCCGCGCGAAGUGCGCGAGCUGCCCCCGCCGAAGAAACCGAAGAAACCGCUGUGGAAGCGGAGGUGGUUCAUCAUAUCGCAAAUCGUCGCAGCCUGUCUCGGUAUCGCCAUCCUGUUUAUUUUGCUCUACCCGGUCAUACAUGCCAUCGCGCAACAUAUCUUGAAAGUCUCGGUUCUCCACGUCGACGCGGCGCAGAUCACCAGCGCGACCAACAACUCCUUCACGCUCAGGCUCGACUCGUGGGUCUCGCACGCGAGCAUUUUCAAGGCCACGAUCAAGUUCAACGAGCCCCUCUCCGUCGCGUGGUACAAUGCCUCCGGCGACCGCGUGCCCAUCGGUGCUUUCCAGCUGGAGCCGUUGCGCGUGCGCCACAAGCGGGCGUACAUCAACCAGACCGUCGCGUUCAACAUCACCGACGAGCACGCGUUCUCGCAGUUCACGCAGGCGAUGAUCACCCAGCCGAACUUCACGUGGCACCUCUCGAGCAACAAGCUGGAGGUGCAGGCGCUCAAGUUCCCGAAGGCGCACGGGCUGCACUUCAGCAAGGACGUCACGCUCAAGGGCAUGGACAACUUCGCGGGGAACGUCGAGCUGGUCGACUUCCAGCUCCCCGCGGACGACCCGAAGGGCGGGAUCGAGUUCGUCGCGACGACGGGCCUGAGCAACCCCUCGGCGUUCGACGUCGAUCUCGGCACGGUCUCGUUUGACCUCUCGUACAAGGGCGUCUACCUCGGCACCGGCGCAGGCCCGAACACGGUCGUGCGCCCGGGGCCGAACAACGUCACGCUCAAGGGCACGCUCGUGCCGCAGAACGGCACCGAGAACCUCGCGACCGUCUCGGAGCUCUUCACGAACUUCCUCAACGGGGACGUGUCCGACGUCGUCGCCGCCGGGCGGUCCUCGGUGCAGGCCGACGGCGCGGUCGUGGGCUGGCUGAGCGACGGCCUGACCGCGCUGCAGCUGCACGUCCCGUUCAAGCACACCGCGGGCGCGAUCAGCCCGAUCAAGAGCAUCGCGAUCGGGGACAUGGCGCUCGCGUUCACCCCGGGGACGGCGUGGGCGCCGCUCAUGGACUCGCGGACGGUGCGGGCGAGCAUGGAGCUGCCGUUUGGGUUCGGCGUGAGCAUCGGGCAGAUCGCGAACAGCUUCAACAUCACGAAGGGCGGGGCGGUCGUCGGGGGGCUGUCUACGCCGGAGAGCGCGUCGACGAGCGAGAUCCACGUCGUGAACUCGACGUUCACCCAGGGCACGAUCAACAUCACCAUCGACAGCACCCCGCUCGUGGUCCCCGACGGGUCGCACCAGGUCUUCUCUGGCUUCAAUCGGAACCUGACGGACAGCACGCAGCUGCCGUUCCAGCUCGAGGGGCACGCGCGCGCGGUCGCGAACAUGAGCAUCGGGCAGAUCACGCUCGACCCGAUCAAGUUCAACGUGACGAGCGGCCUGGACGGGCUGCAGGGCUUGAACAAUCUGGUGGAGAUCGGGAGCGUGGACGUCGUGGGCGGGUCGACGGAGGCCAUUCAUCUCAGCAUCCCUGUGAACAUCACGAAUCCGUCGAACUUGCAGUUGUCGACUGGCAAUUUGAAUCUGCAGCUCUUCCGGGGCGACGCAGCGAUGGGCACGACGCUCAUGCCGAACCUGACCCUCCAGAUGGGCCACAACUCCCUCAUGGCCCAGGGUAACUUCACGCCGAACGGCUCGCCCCAAGGCAUCCAGACGCUCAACGACUUUGUCGGCGGCUCGGACGUCGAAGUCCUCAUCUCCGGCUACAGCCAGUCCACGGCCGUCGGCUCGCUGCUCGAGGCGUUCGAGAGCCUGAACAUCACCGCGACGCUCCCCGCGCUCAAGUCGAACCUCCUCAACUCGGCCUCGCUCGAGGUGCUCCCGUCGACGGGCCGCGCGAACGACCUCGCGCACACGACGGUCUCGCUCGCGAACCCGUUCACGGCGGAUCUCGUGAUCACGAGCGUGCAGUCGAACGUGACCUUCCACGGGAUCACGCUAGGGACGAUCGACCAGGAGGUGCGGUUCGCGUCGAAGGGCAAGUCGACGACGGACCUGGAGAACCUGGACUUGGUCAUGAACAUGGACCCGCAGGCGCUGUUCACGGUCACGCGGGUGCUCGCGCAGGAUGCGGGGCUGGACACGGCGCAGCUGGACGCGAUCGUGCAGCUGGGCGGGUACCAGUACCUGAACAACCUGACGGCGAGCGUGCGGAAGCGCGAUAAUAAUCUGUUCACUGGGUUCGACCUCCCGACGUACGUCGACAAGGCGUUCGCGAACCUCACGUCGGACGUCAGCCUCGUCUCGGGGCUCACGAUCGGCGACUACCAGACGACGCUCACGUACACGCAGCCGGGCGUGCAGGUCAAGACGGACAAGAGCCUGAACUUCAUCCUCCCCGUGCUCGCGCAGCCGAUCGUGCAGAAGAUCGUGACCGGGUCCGUGCUCGGGGUCGAGACGGUGCUCAUCAAGGACAUCAAGGAGGACUCGUUCGGGACGACGCUCAAGGGGUCGAUCACGAACGCCGGGCCUUUCGACGCGAAGAUCGCGUUCCCCGAGGGCCUCGUCAUCGAGUGGAACGGCAAGGCGCUGGGCAGCAUGAACAUGCCGGAGGUGAACGUCGUGGCGGACGUCGGCGCGACCUUUGAGGUCGACACGACGUUCAGCGUGGCGGACGUCGGCCACCUGACGGACUUCACGAAGGUCAUGCUCACCGAGGAGUCGUUCGAGUGGGUGAUCUCGGGCAGCAACCUGACGGUGUCUGCCAUCGGCAUCGACACGACGGGCGUCGCGCUUUCGGACAAGAGGGUGACGCUGAAGGGUAUGAACAGCCUGAAGGAUGGGGUGAAGAUCAACAGCUUCGACCUGCCGAGCAACGACCCCGCUGGUGGUAUCCACCUCACUCUUAAUACCAGCGUGACGAACCCAUCGCAAGUCGGCGUUGCGCUCGAUUCGAUCGCCUUCCAGAACUUCUUCCAGAACGUCAACAUCGGCCCCGCCUCGUCAGGCAGCGCGUUCAGUCUCUCGCCGCAGACGACCGUCGAGCUCCCGCUGACUGGCAGGCUUGUCCCCCAGAGUUCUCAGGACGACCUUGCUGCUGUGUCGCUGAUGUUCAACAACUUCCUGCACGGCAAGGACAGCAACAUCACCGUUCAGGGUGACGGUGCCGGUCCGACUGAUGUUACUUGGCUCAACGAGGGGAUCAAGGCUCUCACCAUCCAGACCAUUCUCCCGAACCAGGGCGUGCUGGACAUCAUCAACGCGGUCAGCCUGAACGAGCUCGACCUCCGCUUCACCGAGGCCACUGCGUUCGACCCUGCCAUGGGCAGCGACGACACGAUCGCCAAGUUCUCGCUCCCCUUCAACUUCCCCGUCGACAUCGUCGCAGUCGCGCAGAACAUCACCGUGGGCGCAGACGGCACGGACUUUGCAGAGCUCGUCAUCCCCAAGGGCCCGAGUACUACGGACGUCGAGCAACGGAUCAUCCACCUCACCUUCUCGCAGAUCCCCUUCGCGGUGCUCGACGGGCAGCGUGCUGCGUUCGAGAAGUUCCUUGCGACGACCGCUAUGUCCGCGAACGUCACGAUGUCGCUCAAGGGAAACGCGAACACGGACGCGGACACCGCAGUCGGUGUGCUCUCCCUCACAGAUAUCGCGUUCGACGUGCAGACGUCCAUCGCCGGCCUUCAGGGCCUGAACGCGAAGCCCGCCGAAGUUACGAGCCUGGACGUGAACCACGGCUUCCCGGACUACCUCUUGAUCAAGGUCACCUCGUCGCUUUACAACCCGUCGAACAUCACCCUCGGUUCUGGCGACGUUGCCUUCGGUCUCCAGUUCGACGGUGACACCAUCGGCGAAGCCGACUUGUCCAACCUGAUCAUUCUGCCGGGCAACCAGACCUACCCGAUCGAUGUUCACUACCAGCCUCAGGGCAGCGCUGUCGCCUCUGGCCAGAAGAUGCUCGAGAACUACCUCCAGGGCGUUCUGUCUGCGACCACGAUCCAGGGCUCUACCGACGCGACGCCUAUUGAGUCCCUGCAGCUCGCGCUUUCCGAGAUCAGAUUGUCGCCUGUGAACAUCCCCCCGCUCCACCAGAACCUGAUCACGACUGCGUCGCUCGUCUUCCCCACGAACAUCGCCCAGACCGGUCUUGCGCAGACGUCGUUCACGCUCGCCAAUCCCUUCACGGCGAGCAUCAACCUGCUCGAGGUCACCGCGGUUGCGACGUUCGGGAACUUGACGCUGGGCAAGAUCGACCAUGUCGACCGCUCGGGCGACCCCAUACAUGCCGACGGCCAUGCGAACAUCUCCUCGCCCACGCUGCCGUUCGCGUUCAACUUGGACCCGGUCAUGAUCAUCGAGCUUCUCUUUGCUGGCGCGCAGAACAACCACGUGGAUCUUGGACCCCUCCCGGACGUGUUCCAGAUCGUGCUUGCUAACCCAGGUGCGAAGACGAACAUCAACGUGACGGUCGACACCGGCAAGCCCCCAUGCGCCAGCGGCAAGCAGUUCGACGUCAACGACGCGAUCCUGAACUCGCUCAAGAACCUCGUUGUCGAGCUUGGCAUCGAUUCGGCGGUCAAGAUCGACGACUACGCGACGGACCUCGCGUUCAACCAGAGCAACGUCAAGGCGAUCACGGACGAUACCUCACUGUACCUCAUUGGCGUCGUCGCGCCUCCUAUCGUGCAGACGCUCGUAGACCAGUCGAAGCUCACUUUUGAUGCCGCGAACAUCACCAACAUCUCGGACGACGGUUUCGAUCUCGCGCUUAAAGGCUCGCUCACUGGCACUGGACCGUUCGACGCGCAGAUUACCUUCGUGGAGCCCGUCACUGUCACCUGGCAGGGUAGCGACAUCGCACAGAUCGCUCUCCCACCCGUGUGCGCGUCGGCCAACGUGGGCGCGCCUGACUACGAGACGAGCGCGAGGCUGACGAUCACGGACAACGGCAAGUUUACCGACUUUGCGACGUUCUUGCUCCACAACGAGGAGUUUACGUGGACCAUCUCCACGGACAAACUGCGCCUGACUGCGCUCGGGGAGACCUUCGACGGGGUCAGCCUCAAGAAGGACAUCUCGUUCAAGGCGUUCAACAACCUCCCGGGUGUCACGAUCUCCAACUUCCAGCUCCCGUCCGACGACCCUGCUGGCGGUAUCCACAUCGAGACGGACUCGAUGAUUCCCUCGCCUGCACAGCUUGGUAUCGACCUCGGCACCGUCACCUUCGAGAGUUCGUUCAAGGGCGUCACUGUCGGCCCCCUUUCGGGACAGAAUGCCUUCCUCGCGCCACAGACUGUAUCGAACCUCCACCUCUCUGGGCGUAUCACCCCCAAGACCGGGAACGACCUUGAGGUCAUCGGCGAGCUCUUCACCAACUACCUCCAUGCUCAGAACCAGACGCUCGCCGUUCAGGGCGAGAGCGUUCAGCCAACGGGAUCGAAUGCUCCGGUGGGAUGGUUGAGCACGGCGUUCAAGACGCUCACCCUGGAGGUCACGCUGCCAGGCCAGAGCUUCGACAUCAUUCAGAGCAUUGACAUGGCGGACCUCGAACUGGUCAUGACGGAGCAGGGCGAGGCGUUCGCGCCGCUUGCGAGCUCCAAGUACGUCCUGGCGCAGUACAAGAAUCCGUUCGGGUUCUCGCUGCAGGUCGUCAAGAGUGGCGAGGACAUCACACUGGGUGCGCAAGGUGCUGAUGUUGCGGAGCUCAAACUUCCACAAGAGGACGCUGUGGGCGGCGUCUCGACCGGGAACGUCGUUCCUCUCGUUCUCACAUUCCAGAACCAAACCCUUCAGUCGCUCAAUGACGGCGCGUUCAUGAGCUUCUUCGCCGCUGUCACGGACACUUCUGGUGUCUCAUUCGAGCUCAGGGGUUCUGCGGACGUCGUCGCUCGCACAACCGCCGGUGAUAUCCCUAUCAAUGCCAUCCCUUUCAACGUCACUACGAGCUUGAAGGGUAUCAACGGAUUUGGUCAUACCGCGUCCCUUAGCAAUGUCUCGAUCACCGGAGCAGGUACUGACAGCCAUGGCGCGUACAUCAGGUCGCCGCUCACCACAACGCUCAAUAAUCCCUCGAACGUCUCACUUGAGACUGUGGACGUCGAGCUCCCGGUAUAUUACAAGGACGUCUUGCUAGGCCGUGCUGUCAUCGAUCCGCUGAACCUUGUUCCCGGAGACAACGAACUCUCCACUGAGUUCCGCUAUGCACCAAAUGAUGCGAACGACACGACCGCUCAAGCGUUCCUCACCGAGUUCUUGCAGACUGGCGACACGAUUCCGCUCUCCAUCAAAGGCGAUGGUGACAGCUCGCCAUUCGCAUCCUUGGUUCCUGGGCUUGAGGGUGCGGGAAUCACUACCAGCCUGAAGGGUCUCAACGUGCCGCCGAUCGUGGCGCAUAUCAACGCAUACAUCACUCUGGACACCCUCUUCGACAAUUUCAUUACGAUCGAUUUCGACAUUGCGAACCCGCUUGACACCGACAUGGAGAUCUCGUUCACGCAGGUCGACUCGGGAGUCAAUAAUGAGACCUACGCGCACUUCGACCAGCCCUUCGAUUCGUUCGUCAUUCCCGCACACAGCACCGCGAACUCUGGUUCCGUUCCGAACGUGCUUCUUACCCAAGGUGCGAUUGCGUCGCUUGGCAUCAUCCCUCUAGGGGAGCUGGAUGUCUUCUCCGUUGCAACCGUAAAGAUCGGACCGUACACCAUCCCUUGGUUGCACCUCACGACGCUCAAUGUCAAGACGGAUUACCACCUGUCUCUCUCUAUCUCCGAGAUGAAGAAGGCUGCGCAGUCGAUUAGCGGGAGCAAGGCGGGUCAUACACAGACGGCCUCGGUUUCGGGUAGCGCAAGCGGAUCUUCGGCAGUUGCGCCUGCCAGCACGACUUACAGCAGCGAUGCUUCGAGCGCGGCCUCUGUCAGUGCUCAGCCUUCGUCUACUGCUCAGUCCGACUCGUCGGGCAAUUUUCCGAUCGCGCCGCCGACAUUGAGCGAGGCCAGCCCCAAGGCUUCCGCCAACUCUGACGCACCUCAGCCGUCUGCGUCCUCUGGUGAUGGGCCUCUGUCCUCUGCCAGUGUUCCUCAAUCCUCAUCUUCUGCAUAGUUCCUCCAAAUUGAACCUCAAGCGCGACACUAAGGGUCGCUCGUGUGUACUCUAAAAUCAAUAUCAUGAAUGGACUACCCUCAACGCAAUAUCACGGCCCCUGUCUGUACUGUCAUGUAUCACGUAGCUGCACGAAAAUCAUCUCCACGCGUGCACUGGGCGCUUUCCCCCUCUCGCGCAGUACGGUACCGUCACGAUCCCCAUGUUUUUAUUCUUCAUCGUAUAGCUCACGAUACCCCUGACCCGCUGCCGACGCCUUCCUUUGCUCUUCCCCGCCGGUGUGUGUGACGAUAUUAAUACUUUGUGUGCAAUGACUACAUCCUGGCCUGUUACGUACUCUCCGGACUGCAAGAUGCAUUUUCCCUACUCCCUACGUUUGCAACCACAUCCACGAAUCCACGAUUUUUGUGAUAGUUCAAUGGGAGAAAUGUUGAGCAUGUGAACCGAGUGGAAAAUCUCGAGCACGCCGGCCUUUUGCAGGAACGCUGGAUACAUUCGGGACCGUCAUGCCCGGUUCCCCUGUGCAGUGCACUAUGAAACCGUUCAUAUCUCCAUUCGCAUCGGUUUCUCGAAAGCUCCCCGGCCACCCCCCUCGACCAGGACCUCCGGUGGAGAUACUACAUAGGAGGCUACACUGCGUAUCCUUCGUCUGCUUUCUGGAGCGGCUCAAUACCAUAAACCGUCCGAAAGGACUGUGUUAUGUCAUCACAGAGGACCAGUAACAACCCCGUCUCUUUCAACCCUCGCAAUUUCGGCAGCAGGAUGAACGCCAGCCCGCUGUUCUUGAAGGAGGUCGGCAGCCCGAGCUCGAUGACGACGCCCGUCAGCGACGGAAACUCGACCGGCUCGCGCGUGAGGUAGUCGUCGAGCGUCGGGAGGUCCCACGUCUCUAAAUCUCCUAGUUCGUAGCACCAUGGGGGGUCGGCGGCGAGCUCAAUGGUGAGCGUGCGUAGCGUGCGCGAGGCGUAUGGGAGGAUAGUGGAGAAGACGGUGUAGCGAGGAUGUACUGAGUAGUCGUAGAGGCUGCAAGCCGAGACCUUGAUGUGGAGAUGUUCCAGAUUUGGGCAGGCUGCAAUGCCUUCUCCUAUCACCUUCCAGUCUGGUUCCUCGCCCUGCACAGAAAGGGGAGCUAUAUCGAGGCAGAGCUUGGCGAUAUUUUGGCCAAUGGAGCGGAUGAAGCUCAGGAUGUAGGUCGCACAAAGAGGGGUUGGGCACCGGGCGGAAAAAGUUCGGAGUGAUCAGGGGCAAAUGAGGGCCUCGAAGAACUGAUUAUGAGUACUCGUUGGGCCACCGAGAACCAAUUAUGGCCAGACUUCGGACUGACACCCGAUCGCUGA